AUGGGCUUUGGAUUCAGCAGGGAUGGUGAUGAGGCCGAAUUCGAUAAUUUGGAUGACAAGAAAGCAUUUAUCGACCUGGGUUUUGGUUCUCUGAAGAAGUUUCCAGAAGAAUACUGGGUUCCAGCAUUGUUCAGGGUGAAGAGAAGCUUUCUCCCUCUGAAUCCACAGCUCCCAGGAAAAGAUAGUUUGGUAGGUCUCGCUGCAGAGGCAGCAAAGAAAGCUCUCCAGAUGGCGGAGGUUGAUGCAGAUGACGUGGACCUUGUCUUGAUGUGUUCUUCUACUCCAGAGGUUCUCCGCAAGAUUGAAGUACAGGAAGCACACUUCAAUUCUCCUAGGGAGAAUCUUCUGGCGACCUUCUACUUUGCUCUAAUGACCCUCGAUCCUCUAUUAGCUUCGGCUGACCAGCCUCUACCUCGCUUCAACGAACUUCUUGCUCCGACAACCCUCUACCCUUUAUAUCGCUUCGGCAACCCUCUUCCCUUGAAAAUUAGGGCGUUAAAAUUGAAAUAUUAA
Molecule: messenger RNA, 513 nt
Organism: Fraxinus pennsylvanica
Lineage: Eukaryota; Viridiplantae; Streptophyta; Magnoliopsida; Lamiales; Oleaceae
Source: the annotation of a GenBank genome assembly